Leptopilina heterotoma is the source of this 1072-nucleotide messenger RNA. RefSeq lists its product as uncharacterized. The coding region runs from base 5 to 928 and encodes 307 amino acids. The transcript is spliced from 7 exons. The record is from RefSeq and is a predicted model, not a curated record. NCBI's taxonomy places the organism in Eukaryota, Metazoa, Arthropoda, Insecta, Hymenoptera, Figitidae.
UGAAAUGGUCGACCUUAGCACAUUCAUACCUCCAUUACCAGAUGAAUUACAAAAAUUGAUAGACGAAAAUAAGGAGUUGCAGGAAUCUCAAAAAUCGCUUAUCGUUUACAUACCCGGAGUAAUUUUGGAAAUAUCUGUUCUGUUGACAGAAAAAUAUCCAACUUAUUUAUCAAGUCCAUUUGGUGAGAAACAUGAUCAGACUCACAGUCGCCUAAAACAUUCAUGUAAAUAUUAUCGAUCAAAAUGGAAAUCAUCGACCAGUGAAACAGUACCUAGUACUGUAAGAAAGCCGGGCAUGAGAGCAGAAUUACGGGCAUCCAGGAAUUCUAGAAUUGCUGCAACCACCAAAGUCAAUGCGAAAGAAUUACUGGAAAAAUAUCCAGCUCUACGUAAUAAAGACGUGCUACUUUUGGAAUUCAGUGAACAGGUAAAAUUGGAUGUCCCAGAUAUGCAGAAAAAUUGGGAAGAGUCACUACCUAAAAUUAUGAGUCAUUUAAACAUUCCUUCAAAAAAUCUUUCCAUCGACGGACAGACUAUGUUUGUAUUGUUUUACCUUCCAAAAUUAUUUUCGAAGGCUAGAGAAACUGGUAAAAUUUUGAACUUACACCCUGCUGGAACGCCAAUAGAGAAAACUGUUCCUGAUGCAAAAAAUGCAUUAAAAUUAAUUGCAAUUUCUGAUAAGCCGUUGGAUAAAUUAUAUUCGAUGUGUUACGUUGACGGCAAUCCAAUUUUUGGAUCGCAUGCAAUGGAUGAGAAUUAUAUUCCCGAGGAUCCCGUUAAUGAUCCUUCUGAUAAUGAAAAUUUCAGCGAUGUUUCUGACCCUGAGGACAGCGAUGAUGAAAUUGAUGAUGUAGAUGAUACUCCUGAGAAGCGAAUGAUUGGAGAAUACCUUCUAUACUUAAGGAGCAGUACUCGAGCUACCAAUUAAGAUGUUAUAAACAUUCUAUGGAAAAUGCAAGAUGUGGUGAAAUGAUGUUGAAGAAAUUAUUAAUAAUAUCGACUGCAGUCAAGGACUUAACAGCAUACAAAAGAAAGAUCGGUAUUUCCAAAAAAAAUUUAAUGUUGUGGCCCC